AUGGUGAGGCAAUUUUGUGAUUGUGGAAAGCAAACAUUGAUGAUGACAUCAUGGACUGCCAUGAACCCAGGAAGAAGGUUUUGUCGAUGUGCCAAGUACAGAGAACAAGGAGGCUGCAUAUACUGGGAUUGGGUUGAUCCUGAGAUGUGUCAAAGGUCAAAAGAAAUAAUACCUGGAUUGCUAAGGUCGAUGAACAAGAUGGAAGCUGAGUUGGAUAGGUUGAAAGAAAAUUCAAGGAAGGAAAUUCUUGCUUUUGCUGACUAUGUAAUUAGCAGCACUUUCUCUAAAAGUGCUGGUUUUAAAUGUAUUGUAUCAAAUUUAGGGAUAUAG
Messenger RNA from Coffea arabica (coffee), 330 nucleotides. NCBI's taxonomy places the organism in Eukaryota, Viridiplantae, Streptophyta, Magnoliopsida, Gentianales, Rubiaceae. The record is from RefSeq and is a predicted model, not a curated record.